CUGACGCCGCGCGAAGGGCACGGAUCUGCGGGCGGGGAGGACAUUCGGCCUCUGUGCGCCGCAGCCUGUCCCGGGGAGCGGUUGUGCGUUCGCCAUCUUAGGGAGACGAUGUUCUCGUCCGUGGCGCACCUGGCGCGCGCGAACCCCUUCCACGCGCCGCACCUGCAGCUGCUGCACGAUGGCCUCGCGGGCCCCGACAGCACCCCCAAGGGAGCCCCGGGAGCGCCCCGACGUUCCCGCCGCCUGGCAGCCGCCGCCGUGGAAGAGGACAGUUGUGAAUUUGGCUCCAUGAAGUAUUAUGCACUGUGUGGCCUUGGUGGGGUCUUAAGUUGUGGGCUGACACAUACUGCUGUUGUUCCCCUGGACUUAGUAAAAUGCCGUAUGCAGGUGGACCCUCAAAAGUACAAGGGCAUAUUUAAUGGAUUCUCAGUAACACUGAAAGAGGAUGGUGUUCGUGGUUUGGCUAAAGGAUGGGCUCCAACUUUUAUCGGCUACUCUAUGCAAGGGCUCUGCAAGUUUGGCUUUUAUGAAGUUUUCAAAGUCUUUUAUAGCAACAUUCUUGGUGAGGAGAACACUUACCUCUGGCGUACUUCCCUCUAUUUGGCUGCUUCUGCCAGUGCUGAAUUCUUUGCUGACAUUGCCCUGGCUCCUAUGGAAGCUGCCAAGGUUCGAAUUCAAACCCAACCAGGGUAUGCCAACACAUUGAGGGAGGCGGUUCCCAAAAUGCAUAAGGAAGAAGGCUUAAAUGCAUUCUACAAGGGGGUUGCUCCUCUGUGGAUGAGACAGAUACCAUACACCAUGAUGAAGUUUGCCUGCUUUGAACGCACUGUGGAAGCAUUGUACAAGUUUGUGGUUCCUAAGCCGCGAAGUGAAUGUACAAAGGCAGAGCAGCUUGUUGUGACCUUUGUGGCAGGUUAUAUAGCUGGAGUCUUCUGUGCAAUCGUUUCUCACCCCGCUGAUUCCGUAGUGUCUGUGCUGAAUAAAGAGAAAGGUAGCAGUGCUAUGCAGGUUCUCCAGAGACUUGGCUUUAAAGGUGUCUGGAAGGGACUGUUUGCCCGCAUCAUCAUGAUUGGCACCCUGACUGCUCUGCAGUGGUUCAUCUAUGACUCCGUGAAGGUCUACUUCAGGCUCCCUCGCCCUCCUCCCCCUGAGAUGCCAGAGUCUCUGAAGAAGAAGCUUGGGCUUACUCAGUAGAUCUGUCACAGCAAACACAGACUGAAUCUGCUUGUUGAUCAGUGUUGAAAGUGCAAAAGAACUUUUCUAUAUUUGAAGUGUAGGGAAUUGUCUAUUCCUGAUAUGUAAUUACUGUAGUACCCUUGCUUUAAGGCAAGAGUUUCAAACUUAUUGCUGAAAUAAACCCAUAUGUUCACGAAA
Molecule: messenger RNA, 1374 nt
Organism: Jaculus jaculus (lesser Egyptian jerboa)
Lineage: Eukaryota; Metazoa; Chordata; Mammalia; Rodentia; Dipodidae
Gene: Slc25a3
Product: solute carrier family 25 member 3
Exons: 8
Coding region: 109-1194 (361 amino acids)
Biological process (GO): mitochondrial phosphate ion transmembrane transport
Cellular component (GO): mitochondrial inner membrane
Molecular function (GO): phosphate transmembrane transporter activity
Source: RefSeq, a predicted model, not a curated record